Cooperia oncophora is the source of this 3273-nucleotide messenger RNA. The record is from the annotation of a GenBank genome assembly. NCBI's taxonomy places the organism in Eukaryota, Metazoa, Nematoda, Chromadorea, Rhabditida, Trichostrongylidae.
AUGGCUCACAGUUUCCGAGGAAGGGAAAAUUCUGUAAUUGAGGAUAUUACAGGAGAGCCAGAGGUCGAGAUGUCCGUACCAGUGAAUGUGGUGGACGAACCGGAGAAGGAGCGGCUUACGGGAGAAGCCGCAGAACCUCAGGUAUGGCACGAGAUUAUUAAGAAAGUGAGAGCGAUAAGCACGCAUGUGACAGUAGAAGUAGCUAAGCACAUGCGCACAAGUGAUCCCAAGCGCGAAGCGAUCGAAACGGAGAAGCUGCGAUCGUACGAUGCGCAACUGGCCGAGUUGCAAGCUCUACGAAAGCGCUGUGAGAACCAGGAAAAAGAGUUGGAAAAGCUCCGCCAGCACCAGCGCAGCCCUGUGGAUAUGGAAAUCGAUGGUGAAAAGCCAGGGAAGUCAGGUAAUAAGCGUACCGUUCCUAGCUUCGGCGAAGCUAUGCAAUAUUUGAACAGAUUGCAAAGUGGACUGACACAGCCUAAAGGUUCUUCUUUGCAGACUGGUGGACAAAGGCAUGCCAGCGAGCUGGAACUGAGGUCAGUGGACGCGAACUCGAGCUGCUCACAACCUGGCGCCCCGAAGAGGGAAACAGGUAGGCUAUCUUUUUGUACAGAUAGCGAUGUGAGCGAAUGUCAAAGUAGUAGGGGUAGGAGAGAAGUGGCAAGAGAAGGUGCGAGUGCCCAAAAAGGGGACGAUCCAGUAGCCCGCUACAUGAGACAUAUGACCCUACCCGAGGUCCAGCCAUACUCAGGGCAAGACUCGAACUACGGAUUCGUGAGAUUCUUGGAGGACUUUCAGCUGAAGUACCCCAGAACAAAUUGGACAGAUGCUGAGUUGUGUACACUUUUCCGCUCCAAAUUGGUAGGAAAAGCGAGGACACUGUAUGAAGCAUUACCCAGCUAUGAAAAGGAUGGUGGAUAUGAUGCGCUGAUAGAAGCUAUGAUGCGCGAAUGUAAGGCCGAACAGCGCACGAUUAAAGUAGUGGCUUUAGGAAGGCUAAAGAGGUUGAAGAAAAGGGAUGGUCAAACUGUUUCGGAUUUCUGUGUAGAGUUAGAACAGUUGACUCGUCAGGCCUAUCCCGAACUUGAUGAAUACACGUUAGCUGUGGAGAGAGCACAUUUGCUGUACGAUCAGCUAUCGCAUUGGCGCGAUUCGUAUUAUCUUCUUGAGGCGUUGGAAAGCGAAGAAGACACAUACGAGAAGCUCAAAGAGGUGGCCAAAAGGAUCGAACGACGUGACAUGACCCUAGAACAGGUCAAAAACCCACGUACUGGGGAAGGGAAAGCCUUCAGUAAACCACCUCGUAUUAAAGAACCUGAUCUCAAGGAUAGAAAGAAUGUGCAGGACCGGACUACUAGAGAACCUGACUUCAAAGAAAGAAGGAAUGCACAGGACCGUACUCCUGUGUGUUACAAGUGUCGCGAAGCAGGACAUUGGCUCGCGAAUGUAAGAAAACGAAAAUACCUUCCUAAACCAGGGUCUUCUCUGUCAACCAGAGUACGUGGAGGUUGUUGUAUAACUGCGGAAGAACGUGAUACAGGAUCCUCCGCAAAGGCCACAAACGGAGAAAAGCCCGUUGUUUGGGUAAAGGAUGACAUGGUUAUCCUAGGCACUAACGUACUCCCAAUGUUCGGCUACCAGUUGACUCGGGAAGGAAGACCACUCGAUAACCCCACUAAAACGGAGACUGGUGCUUGGCUCCAAGAAGUGGUGCCGACGAUACCCAACCCUACGGUGGCGAAGGUAGCUCGGCGCGAGUACAUCGCGCCAGGAGCUAUGAGUUGGGUGCAAUUAACAGGCUGUGACAAAGAUGCAGAUUGGCUGCUAGACUCAGGUAUACAGCUGAUUCACAGUGGAGUGUGUCAUGUGAAGAAAGAUGGCCUAGUCGAAGUGCCUGUCAUAAACAGAUCGUCUGCACCCGUGGUACUCAAAGAAGGUGAAUCAGUGGGACAGUGGAAGGAAUAUCAGACCGAGUGGAUAGAAGCCAGUGCGAAAGAUAUUCCCACUGACAUGCUUACACUAGAAACAAGGAGGCUGUCGGCUCAACAGAGGUUGAUGAAGCUAAAACAGUUCCUCAAGGAAAACCGCAAAGAGCGAAAGCUACCUGCGAGAGCAGCGAAGGAGUUCGAUGUCGUGGACGAGAUGAACUGCCUCCAUGGUUGCUUCCGAUGUCAAGGACAGCCUCUGCCGAUUCUGGAAGGAGUUCCUCAGCUGGAUGUAUCGAAAUGUCAUUGUAGUGCAUCCAUAGUUGCCGGAGAUUUGAUCAGUACUCUAGUUCAGCCGGCGGCAGCGCAUCGUGUGGACUGCGUGCUUGAGGGAGCGCGUGUUAUCGCGAUUUGGCAAGGGUGCGGGACUCUGAGUGAAAAGAUCGCAUGGAUCUGCGACCCGUUGCACCGUCGGAUAACUCCACGCAGUGUUGCUCUGAGCUACGCAUUCUUCCGUUCCAGAUGUCUGCACAUUUCGGUGAUGGCGGGCAUGGUCUCAGCGGACGACAUCAUGCGCCAUUGGCCAAUUUCAGGAUGGCACUGUGAUGUUCCCACCAUUUUCGAGCUUGGAUGGAGGAUCUCGACAAGAACCACGUGGCAGGUGGCUAGAGAAGCUGUUGGUGCAGAACAUCGCAAGAUGGUCAUCGUGGUACCCGAUUGCCUCCAUCGUCUGAAACAGGUCGGAAGUCAGCUGCGGGACACCAAGAUCUUUUAUUAUAAACAGUUCCGCGACAUUCAUCUGAGGAAGACUGAGCUAUUCGAUGAUCAACUCGGUCACGUCAUCAUCGUCUUGCCUCCCACCGAACCUAAGCCAGGAACCGGACCUCGACCGCAGGACUUGAACUCGUGGUACAGAGUCGCGAUCCAAGCCAGAUCGCAUCUGAACGGAUUCCUGGAAGACCACAUGGAGCUGAUACCGCAGGUGGUGGACAAGUUGGUUGCCGAAAACGGUCUCAUUGACCCGACAGCACCGUCCUAUGCGGUCGCAGUACUGGAUAACGAAACCUCAUGGCUGCCCGAGAGGCACGUGCGGCUCUUUUAUCAUUACCUAUCGCGGCACUUGGCGCAGAACGUCUCCCUCGAACCCUUACCUUCGCAAGUCAAGCGCACCAGUCAAAGCACUUCGACAUGUGAGAGCUACGUCGAUAAGGCACGGGGAGGCUUGUCACCCCGCCGUGAAGCAGGAGAGUUUGGAAAAAGGACCCUGCGGAAGCAGGAACAAAGGAAAAGACGCAGCCAGGCACGCGCAUUAGCCAAGAAUAUGGGGGAGCUGAAUCUUGACCGAGUGUAG